AUGGGAAAAGGUAAACCAAGAGGACUUAACUCCGCCAGAAAGUUGAGAGUUCACAGAAGAAACAACAGGUGGGCAGAUCAGGCUUAUAAGGCCAGAUUAUUGGGAACAGCAUUUAAGUCUUCACCAUUUGGAGGCUCAUCUCACGCUAAGGGAAUUGUUUUGGAAAAAAUCGGUGUCGAGUCAAAACAACCAAACUCAGCUAUUAGAAAAUGUGUCAGAGUUCAAUUAAUCAAGAACGGUAAGAGAGUUACUGCCUUCGUGCCAAAUGACGGUUGUUUAAAUUUUGUCGACGAAAACGAUGAAGUUCUUUUAGCCGGUUUCGGUAGAAGAGGUAAAGCUAAGGGUGAUAUUCCAGGUGUCAGAUUCAAGGUUGUCAAAGUCUCUGGUGUCUCAUUAUUGGCUUUAUGGAAGGAAAAGAAGGAAAAACCAAGAUCAUAA
Molecule: messenger RNA, 438 nt
Organism: Lodderomyces oxycetoniae
Lineage: Eukaryota; Fungi; Ascomycota; Pichiomycetes; Serinales; Debaryomycetaceae
Gene: RPS23A
Product: 40S ribosomal protein uS12
Exons: 1
Coding region: 1-438 (145 amino acids)
Biological process (GO): translation
Cellular component (GO): cytosolic small ribosomal subunit; ribosome
Molecular function (GO): structural constituent of ribosome
Source: RefSeq, a predicted model, not a curated record